This is a messenger RNA of Emericellopsis cladophorae, 816 nucleotides long. RefSeq lists its product as uncharacterized. The transcript has a single exon. Bases 1 to 816 code for a protein of 271 amino acids. The record is from RefSeq and is a predicted model, not a curated record. Lineage: Eukaryota; Fungi; Ascomycota; Sordariomycetes; Hypocreales; Bionectriaceae.
AUGCUUGGCCGUGUAGUUGCCAAUUUCAGGCAACCACUGGUGGACUUUAGACCGACGAACGCCUCCGAACAUCACAUCACAGACCCUAGUAUAACGCCCUGGGGAGGGAAUCAGUUUGCCCAGAGGGCCAAGAAUGCAGGGAGCUUCAAGCUCCAUGUUCUCAAGCUCCUAAACCUGUCUGUGGACGGAGACAUGGAGCUGAGUCGCACCUUUGCUAGCAAGAAAGUCACGGUGUAUGAGCUCCAGAUGCAGGAGGACGUGUACAAAAACCUCCUCAAGGACCCUCAGACAAAGGAUUGGAUCAUCAAGAAAUGCUCGCAGCUCGAACGUCUUUACAUGAUCACGACCGUCUUGGUCUGGUCCGACGCUGAAAUCACUGAGUCUUCGGCGCACAACGCAGCCCAGAGUGGCCAGGUCGAGGUUCCUGUCGGCGCCGCCGCCCCCAUACCGAUUUCGGGAGCUCACGUCAAGGCGUCCGCCGGCCGGGUCAAGGAGGAGAGCCAGGAGAGUACGCGCUGCAGCGUUGGGGAGCAUGUGUUCGCGGUCGGCUACAAGAUCAUCCGAAAGCGACUCCGAGAUAUUGGGCGCGGCGCCGUGCCUAUCUACAAGGAUCGGCAACCCACCUACGCGGCCGAUAGACGACUAGGCACGGAGGAGACGCAACAGAAGAACGAUCAGGAACCGGCGGAGAUAGAAGAGGAGCUUCCGCACCUGGAUAUGAAAGGAGAAUGGGCGGAAGGGGUGCUUGAUGAUGAGGUUGAGAUUAAGGCUGACGGGGGCUCGUUUUGGUUGCAGGGCUGCGGGUCGAUCAAUUAG